AUGUUUGUGAGAAUCGCAACAAGAGCCGAGGAUGUUCAGAGGGUCUUCACGGCUGGCCAGGCCAUGGCCGCGCUGAAGGAGGAUGGCACAGUGGUGGCAUGGGGACAUCCCAUCUUCGGCGGGAACUGCAGCGAGCAGCAGGCGAAGCUCGUGAAGGUCCAUGACAUCUUUGUUGCGGAUGGUGCCUUUGCCGCUCUCAAGGAGGAUGGCACAGUAGUUGCAUGGGGGCACCCAGAAUCUGGAGGGGACUGCAGCCACAUUCGGGAGGACCUUUGGGGCAUUCGCAGUAUCCAGGCCUCCAGCGCAGCAUUUGCUGCUCUGCGCGAAGAUGGCCGUGUGGUGACCUGGGGCCUACCACACAAGGGCGGAGACUGCAGCGCUGUCAAGGAGCACCUGGUGCAAAUCGAAGUGAUUGUGGCCUCCUAUGGUGCAUUUGCGGCACAGCGCAGCGAUGGCAGCGUGGUGACCUGGGGCGAUGCCAACUACGGAGGGGCUGCUCUGCUGACUUACUUGAAGGUCCACGGGUACUCGUAG
Molecule: messenger RNA, 534 nt
Organism: Symbiodinium natans
Lineage: Eukaryota; Dinophyceae; Suessiales; Symbiodiniaceae
Source: the annotation of a GenBank genome assembly